Molecule: messenger RNA, 861 nt
Organism: Protopolystoma xenopodis
Lineage: Eukaryota; Metazoa; Platyhelminthes; Monogenea; Polystomatidea; Polystomatidae
Source: the annotation of a GenBank genome assembly
UCCAGUCCAAGUCCCAGUCGAAGUCCCAGUCCCAGUCCCAGUCCCAGUCCCAGUCCCAGUCCCUCCGCCUCGGAACGAGUAGGACGUGAGCUGGACUGGUUGCAUCCGAUCACGGCUUGUCGUCUGCCUCCCGCCAAAUCGAGCACUUCAACCCUGUUGACCGAGGCCCGACAGAGCUCUGUUGCCUCGGCUACCACGGCCACCAGUGAUACUGGUGAGUUUCGGUCGUCUUUCGACUCGACCCACCGACUCGGGCGAGAGCUGGACGCUUUAGCCACUUCCGAUGAUGAGGUGACCACUUCGCUGUCUGUCAACACCUCGGCUUCGCUCUCUGGCGCCGGCAGCAUUCUCGACUCCUCCGUCUCGACCAGCUCCAGCUCGAGUCCCCACAACUGGGGCUCGGGCGCCCAACCCGCAGACAGCCUCCGCGAGGAGUCGGACUCACCGACAGACGCGAUUCGCUCGAGCCAGGCCGUCGGCUUCCUCUCCACCGCCUCGACGGGCAGUCUCCUGGGCCGAGUGCAAAGAAUGACGCCACGUUCCGGCCAGAUGCCUCGGUCUCGAGGCAGCCGGCUGCGCUGGCUCAUGCCGCGGCCUAAGCGACUCCGUCGUCGAGGCUUCAGUGCCGCCGGCGCAACGCAGGGUUGUCCGGUGCCUCGGGGACUUUGGCGUCGGGUCGAACGGUGGCUGGGGCAAAGCAAAGUGGUCGUGGCCUCCGGCCUGCAGAUCUGUCGCCUGCUCAAAUGGCCAUUUGCCGCCAAGGCCUUGGCCGAGUAUCCUUUUAUCAAUUCCCUGAUCCCACACGGACACGCCAUAGUGACCAUCCUGGCAACCAGGAAUUUAUUUUUUGUAUAUAAGUAG